ACACCGAAAAUACCAGCUGGUGAGCAACGUUUGUGUUUGCUGCAUCUACCAGCUGUUGAUAGGUUUUCGUCUAGACAGAAAUGAACAUGUCUGUUACAGAGACUGUCAAAUCUAUUUCAUCAAUUAUUAAAAGAAAUGUCGAUCCGACAAUGCUUUUUGAUAAAGGUGAAUACAUGGAUGAAGUACUUUGGCAAGUUUUCUGCGUCUUGUAUAAUACACCGGGAACGAGCUUCAAGAAACUGCAUUACAUUAAGUUACUCAUGAUAACUGCUAGUCACUUAGGGUUCACGGGGAGUUUCACUCUGAGUAACCUUCGGGAUAAAAGAGGACAAAAGAAAUGGUUACCUUUCCUUUCUGCUUUAGUUUCGUGGUUUGAAUUCACGGAUAUGGAAGCUCUUCGGAUAAUUGAUAUCGCAAGAGAGAAAAAAAGAAAGCAUACAGAGGUAUUUAAUCUGUUGGAAUCUCGGGAGGGUGAUUUGUGGAAUUGUCGAGAAGCAGAACAAGAAAGACGUAAAGUGAUUAGCGAUCUUGAAAUGAAAGUUUGGAAGCUCAAGUCUUGCUUCACUGAAAAGAAUGCAAAUAUGUCAUCUAAAGAAAAUUUACUUCAGUUUCUAGUUUCUUCAGUAGAACAGAAAAAAGAGCAGAAAGAAUCUUUACAAAAUCGACUUCAAGCUUUGAGCAAAGAUUAUGAAAAUUUGCAGUCACUUCAACUAGAUAAUUGUGAAAUGCUACCUGAAUCAAUAAAAGAAGUGAAAAGUCAACUUGAUGCAGUUGAAUCAGACAUGUAUAUGAUCUAUGAAGCUUUCAACGGUAUUGUGGAUCGUAUCACAACAUUUCAAAACUAUGAAUAUUUACUUAACUCAGAACUGAGACCGGCAAUUGAUCAAGUGUAUAACCUUAUGGAUAAAUUAGUGGCAUUUAGUAAAGAGGAGAAAGAACACCAAGCUGUGGUUGAUGUCCUAACUGCAAACUUGAAGAAUAUGGAAGCUUCGUUAGAUGAAAAUAAACAACAAUUGGUCGAAUAUGGAUCACAGUUAAUGCGAAAAAAAGUAUUACUAAAUACCAAGAAAAAGAGAAUUCUCAAUCUACGUCAAGUAAUCAAAUAACACAAUCUUGGAUGAAGAUGCUGAUAAAAUACAGGAUCUUCGGAACUCUUUGGUGAAGAUUCUGAGGUUGUUCGGCACAUGUUUCACACCUAUCCAACGUAAGAUGAUAUUGUAGGGCUGGUCUACAAUGCUGCUCAGUUUAAUGAUAGAGAGUGAAAUGGUUGUGUGUUGAUCACUAUUCAUUUGGACGUUGCAUCAGCUUUAGGGAAUUGAGUGCUGAAGAAAUCUCCACACUCGCAAAAGGCUUGUUUAGUAUCUAUUUAGUUAAAUCACCUUUAGCAGCAUAUUGAAACAGCUGGUGGCACUGCACCGUAAACUGUUCUCUCCUGUUCCAUAUCCGUGACUUAUUACUUUCGAAAACUGAAGAUAAUGUGUGGGAUAGGUUACAGACAUUUGAUCACAGUUGUCUUCGGAAUGCUGUCAGUUUGUAGUAGUUGAACUAAUACGUGAUCAACUUUGGGAUUAAGUGCAUAGUUUAUUCGUUAGGGUUCGGAACCUACCGAGGUUUGGACAGCCAGGUAAUAUCACUAGCCCUCACAAUAGGUGUUGUUCAUUGCCUGCUGUACGAAUGUACACAAGGUUCCUCCCUCUUUCUGUCUCACGACCGACUUGAUUGGGACGUGUUGCCCAUUUUAACCCGCAAUUUACUGCAACAUAUAAUGUUAGCUGAAAAAAGAUUUGAGUUUGAAAUUAACGAUAGCUUUAUUAUAUGGUACCAGUCUGUGGAGUCACUGACUGUCGGUUUGAGCAGUAUAGAAUACUGUGCUAUAGGUUAUGCCAUUGAGGUUUUCUAUAUUUCGAUAACGUAUUUACGCAAUACGUUCCGAACAAUCUGAUCACAUAUUUACUUGUCAAGUUGAUUUACAUAUGAAAAUGAAAGGCCAAAUAUAGUGAAUAUAAAAAGGUUGUGAUAGUAUUCUUGGAAAUAUAAUCAGAUGAGGAUUACCAAAGUAAAUUAAGGAAAACAACAAAUUGUUUUUGUGCACACAACGGGGGCUUAAGUUUCCGAAUGGCUAAGGCUUCGGCAAAUUUCAGUAUGCGCCCCUGACUGUUCCUAUAUAAUAUCUUAAAUUCUGUUUCGUAUUAAACCGUAUGAUUCAUUUCGAUGAUAUAUUUUGCUAUAAAUGAAGACGGAUGUCUGUCACAUGUACUUGUCAAAGUUUGUGUUAAACUGUUUUUCAAAUGUAUUGCGCAAAUACAUCACAUUUUCCAGGUAAUCUUCGUCUUCUAAUAACGUUAUCAAAAUAUAUUAAAGGGACUAAUUGUUUCAAGUUUUCUAUAUUAUGGAAACCCUCAGCAACAUAGACCAAAGUAGAUCUUGGUGAUACAGACAUAUCAACUCUUUCUAAUUUUCGAAAUGCUAACCAUUCUAUCUGUGCAUAUGUUCUCAUUCUCUUCCUUUUUAUGCUCUUUAUCGUUUUAUUUAACCUUGUGUUUAUUAGUGUUUUGUCACUAAGUUGUUUCAAAACUGACAGGUUGGUCCGUUGCUUUAUUGUCAGGUUCUGUUUUUUUAUUUGCCUCUUUUUGAUAUUUGAUAUGGACAUACCUCUGAGUUUAGCGUAGAUUUUUACGUAAUUCUAAGGUUUAUUGUUAAGCCGAGGUAUUAGUUGUUCUUAUACGUGGUUUUGGAAAUUGUUUGUCCUAAGCUGUGAAAUAAUGCAGUGGUCAGUUGACACAAAUGUACUUGUGGUUGAUUAUACUUUAAUGAUUCCGUGAAAGAAUUGUGGUAGCAUAUCACCACUGGGAUUAUGGACUCAUUACUUUCAGACACAUCUUCGCCUGGUAAAUGUGUAUUAUCUUUCAUAUAUUCACCUUUAUUGUUUUUUUUCCUGUUUAGGCCCGUGAAGCUGACGCUGUUA
Messenger RNA from Heterobilharzia americana, 2965 nucleotides. Lineage: Eukaryota; Metazoa; Platyhelminthes; Trematoda; Strigeidida; Schistosomatidae. The record is from the annotation of a GenBank genome assembly.